Messenger RNA from Haliotis rufescens (red abalone), 1390 nucleotides. Its product is annotated as protein O-mannosyl-transferase TMTC4-like. The record is from RefSeq and is a predicted model, not a curated record. Bases 202 to 858 code for a protein of 218 amino acids. Gene Ontology annotation, molecular function: protein binding; mannosyltransferase activity. Gene Ontology annotation, biological process: protein O-linked glycosylation via mannose; endoplasmic reticulum unfolded protein response. The transcript has 5 exons. Gene Ontology annotation, cellular component: endoplasmic reticulum. NCBI's taxonomy places the organism in Eukaryota, Metazoa, Mollusca, Gastropoda, Lepetellida, Haliotidae.
AUUGAUCUAUUGGUAGGUUGUCCUGUUAAACCUUGAUCAACAUUGAUCUAUUGGUAGGUUGUCCUUUUAAACCUUGAUCUACAUUGAACUAUUGGUAGGUUGUCCUGUUAAACUUUGAUCAACAUUGAACUAUUGGCCAUGUGCUCAUAUCAGUACUUUAUGUUGUGAUGCUGUAGGUUGUCCCCUCAUUAUGUGGAUGCCAUGAACAACCUGGCCAUGAUCUUAAGAGACAAACGCCAGUUCCAGGAAGCAGAGGAGUUGCUGGAGAGCGCCGUCAGAAUUAGCCCAAGCGACGCGGUAUCCUGGCUGAACCUUGGGGUCGUACGAAUAGGCCUACACAAGAUGGGACCAGCAGAAGACAGUUUUCUGGAAGCUCUUCGACACCGUAGGAAGUAUCCAGGCUGCCUUUUUAACUUGGGCAAUCUGUACAAAUACCAAGGACGCCACACAGAGGCCAUCAAUGCAUGGCAAAAUGCUACACAGAUGAGUCCUACAUACACCGGAGCCUGGAAACACACUCUAAUGCUUUUGCAUGAUCUGGGUAAAUAUGGCCGUGCUAUCGAGGUUGGUAAAGAAGCACUAAAGGUACUUCCUGACGAAGCAGACCUGGUGAUUAAUCUUGCAAAUGUGUACACGAAGGUAGAGAAGUUCAAGGAAGGCGAACGCCUGUUGCAGGCAGCCAUCAAGGGAAACAAGAAUCCACUUUUACAUCAUAGUCUAGGCAUGUUAUAUUAUCGUUGGGAAAAGUACGAGGAAGCUGAGAAAGCCAUGUUGAGGGCAAAGCAGCUGUCGCCAAGUGAUCCUCUAAUCCUCAAUGACCUGCAGAUGCUUCAUAGAAAAAUGGGCAAAAUCAAGUAAAAUUGAUUUCUGAGACGUUAUACAUUUAUCACAUUUGUACAUGUUGUGGGAGCGGCUAAACAGAAGAGGUAUGCUGACCUGAUGUGAAGAUUGUGCCUUGUCAUGAAAGGAAGAAUGGAAAAGCGCAUAAUAUAUUAAUUUUGCAGUUUUACUUCAGAAAUGGUAUUUAGGACAAAUCGCUUUGGUCCAAAAUGUACAGUACAACCUAAUUAUAAUGCCAAAUGUUUCAAUGUACAAAAGGUGGCAUUAUAACCAGGUUGUACUAUAUGUCCAAUUUCUUCAGGGUGAUAUUAAUACAUUAUAAUGUAAGCUCAAAAACAUAUCAUUGUUCUCAUACUUCUUUUGUGUUUUUCACUAAAAAAUCAUGUCAAUUUAACUAUAGAUUAGCUUCAGGGUAUUUUAGAAUAUGCUCGACAUAUAUGUGAAACCAAUGCAAACAUGUAGUUUAUGUUUUGUCAGAUGAUAUUGUAUAGAUAUAUUUAUUAUAUUUUUAGAGGUAAGUUAAUGCAUUAAAGACAUGAUUCUCAUUUAA